UCUGAAGUUAUGGAUUAACUAAGUUCCAGCAGAGCUCAUGGAGGAAGAACAGAUCACACUGAUUCCCACUGAAUAAAGCAGUGACUCCUGCUGCAGGAUGUGGAAGCUCCUCACUGUGGGGCUGCUGCUGGCUGCCUGCACUUCCUGGAGCUGCUGCACCUCAAUAUUUUACAGCAGUAGAGACGCAAACCAAGUGCUGAGAAUCCAGAAGCGGUCAAACACUUUCCUGGAGGAGCUCAAGUCAGGCUCUCUGGAGCGUGAGUGUGUUGAAGAGGUCUGUGACUUUGAGGAGGCCAGUGAGAUAUUUGAAACCAAGGAAGCAACACUAGAAUUUUGGAGCAAGUAUGUAGAUGGAGAUCAGUGUGAGCAACAUCCUUGUUCCAACGGGAUCUGCAAGGACAGUAUUGGAAAAUUUUCCUGCAUCUGUAACAAAGGCUGGGAGGGGGUUUUGUGCAAUUAUGAGGUCAAAUACAGCAACUGUUCCAUGGAUAAUGGGGGCUGUGAACAUUUCUGCAGGGAGGACCCUGCUGAGCAGCAUCGCUUGUGCAGCUGUGCAUCGGGGUAUCAGCUCAAGGAUGACCACACCACGUGUGAGCCUGUAGUGGAGUUCCCCUGUGGAAGAGUGAAGUUGGACUACAUUGAAGGCAAAGCAGAUUUCAAUAUUCGGCUCAUUGAUGGAACAGCUGGAAGAAGGGGAGGCAGCCCUUGGCAGAUUAUGCUGCAAAAUACCAAAGGGACGUUUCUGUGUGGGGGUGUUCUCAUCCAUCCAGCUUGGGUCCUAACAGCAGCACACUGCCUUGAGGAAAACAAGGGGUUCAGAGUUAAACUUGGUAAAUUCCGCUUCCGUCCUGAGGCAGAUGAGCAAACCAUUUGGAUUGAUAAAUGGGUGACCCAUGAAAAUUACACCAAGAAGACCUCAGAUAAUGACAUAGCCAUGCUGCACUUGGCUGAGCAUGUGAUGUAUUACAAAUACGCGCUCCCAAUCUGCCUUCCCACCCGCAACCUGGCAGAGCAGGAGCUGAUGAGGAGUGGGAAGCAGGUGGUGGUGACGGGCUGGGGCAGCGUGAGCGAGGAUAACCAGAGCUACGCUGCUCUCCUCAGGUACAUCGAAAUCCCCAUCGUGCCCCACAACGAGUGUGCCCAGGCCAUGAGCUCCCAUAUCUCUGACAACAUGCUGUGUGCUGGGAGCCUGGGAGACAGGAAGGAUUCCUGCCGUGGCGACAGCGGAGGCCCUAUGUUCGCUAGAUAUAAGGAUACUUGGUUUUUGGUAGGGCUGGUGAGCUGGGGUGAAGGCUGUGGAAGAAAGGAGAAAUUUGGAGUCUACACCAAAGUUAGUCAGUACCUUGAGUGGAUCCAGCACCACAUAGAUACAUCAGCUCCUUUGAAGGGUUGAUUCUGAUCCAGAGUCUGGGAUGUUGUGACUCUGUGCUAGUGACAGUAUGCAUUAAAAUGUACUGUUAGAUCUUCAGUAUUAAAUAUUGAGUAUGUGCUAA
Vidua chalybeata is the source of this 1493-nucleotide messenger RNA. Its product is annotated as vitamin K-dependent protein C-like. NCBI's taxonomy places the organism in Eukaryota, Metazoa, Chordata, Aves, Passeriformes, Viduidae. The transcript is spliced from 9 exons. Gene Ontology annotation, molecular function: calcium ion binding; serine-type endopeptidase activity. Gene Ontology annotation, cellular component: extracellular region. The coding region runs from base 98 to 1393 and encodes 431 amino acids. Gene Ontology annotation, biological process: proteolysis; blood coagulation. The record is from RefSeq and is a predicted model, not a curated record.